This is a messenger RNA of Otolemur garnettii (small-eared galago), 1909 nucleotides long. It is a transcript of the gene MOSPD2, whose product is annotated as motile sperm domain containing 2. Lineage: Eukaryota; Metazoa; Chordata; Mammalia; Primates; Galagidae. The transcript is spliced from 15 exons. The record is from RefSeq and is a predicted model, not a curated record. Bases 129 to 1589 code for a protein of 486 amino acids.
ACCGCCUCCCCCUCCCACUCUAGCUGUCUACCUCUGGGCGGGACUGGGGGGGGUGAUGAGAUACUUGGGCGGUGACAGUGGAAGUGGCGACAGCAACGGCAAUUGCAGUCACAUCCACGACCGUAACCAUGGCCGAGAAUCAUGUCCCGAAUAAAGCCAAGCUCAUCUCUGAGACUCGACGGAGAUUUGAAGCUGAGUAUAUGACAGAUAAGUCAGAUAAAUAUGAUCCACGUGAUGUUGAAAGGCUUCAGCAAGAUGAUAACUGGGUUGAAAGUUACUUAUGUUGGAGACAUUACAGUGUAGAUGAAACACUGAAGAUGCUCGAUGAGAGUUUUCAGUGGAGGAAAGAAAUUUCUGUCAAUGACCUUAAUGAAUCCUCCAUUCCUAGAUGGUUAUUGGAAAUGGGUAUUAUUUAUCUCCAUGGAUAUGACAAAGAAGGUAACAAAUUGUUCUGGAUCAGGGUGAAGUAUCAUACAAAAGACCAGAAAACCAUAUCGGACAAAAAAAAACUCAUAGCAUUCUGGUUAGAACGUUAUGCUAAGAGAGAAAAUGGGAAGCCUAUCACAGUGAUGUUUGACCUGUCAGAAACUGGAAUAAAUAGCAUGGACAUGGACUUUGUACGCUUUAUCAUCAACUGCUUUAAGGUUUAUUACCCUAAAUACCUCUCAAAAAUAGUGAUCUUUGAUAUGCCUUGGUUAAUGAACGCUGCUUUCAAAAUUGUGAAAAGCUGGCUUGGUCCAGAAGCCAUGAGUUUGUUGAAGUUCACAGGCAAAAAUGAAGUCCAGGACUAUGUCAGUGUAGAGUACCUGCCUCCACACAUGGGCGGAGCUGAUCCCUUCAAGUACAGCUAUCCACCCCUAGUGGAUGAUGACUUCCAGACACCAUUGUGUGAGAAUGGGCCUAUUACCAGUGAGGAUGAAACUUCAAGUAAAGAAGACAUAGAAAGUGAUGGUAAAGAAACCUUGGAAACAAUUUCUAAUGAAGAACAAACAAGUCUCCCCAAAAAGACUAACCCAGCUGAAUCUACUACCAAAGCAGAAGAAACUGAAAAAGUUGAGUCAAAAAUAAAAGCUUUUAAGAAACCAUUGAGUGUGUUUAAAGGACCCUUAUUACACAUCAGCCCAGCAGAAGAACUAUAUUUUGGAAGUACAGAAUCUGGAGAGAAGAAAACUUUAAUAGUGUUGACAAAUGUGACUAAAAAUAUAGUGGCAUUUAAGGUGAGAACAACUGCUCCAGAAAAAUACAGAGUCAAGCCAAGCAACAGCAGCUGUGACCCGGGUGCAUCAGUUGAUAUUGUUGUGUCUCCCCAUGGGGGUUUAACAGUCUCUGCCCAAGACCGUUUUCUGAUAAUGGCUGCGGAAAUGGAACAGUCAUCUGGCACAGGUCCAGCAGAAUUAACUCAGUUUUGGAAAGAAGUUCCUAGAAACAAAGUGAUGGAGCAUAGGUUGAGAUGUCAUACUGUUGAGAACAGUAAACCAAACACUCUGACAUUAAAAGACAAUGCUUUUAAUGUGUCAGAUAAAACCAGUGAAGAUUUAUAUCUACAAUUUGCCACCUCCAGAUGUGAAACAGACUGCAGUCCACCCUAAGUACUGUGCACAGUAUCUCCCUGUGUGUGUGCACAGUGGCUUCCCCUUACAUGGUAGAUUUUUGGCCUUAAUAUAAUCUCAAAGUAUUUGUGUAUAUUUUCUGUUCCUCAGCAAAUAAGUGAGGAAAUAAUUAGCCAAGAUUGGAAAUGUGUUGUCCUAACAGUGUCCCUUUAAUGUUCCACAUGAAAAUUAUGUUGACCCACUAAAAGAUCUUUGCUCAACGUCAGUUAACUUUAAUAACAUAUCUUGUUAAUGUUUAUGUGUCUAUUAAAUGUGACUAAGCAGAAUUACUGAAAAUUAUAAAAUCAAAAGCAUCUAAA